Hyaena hyaena (striped hyena) is the source of this 2812-nucleotide messenger RNA. RefSeq names its product cyclin-dependent kinase 11B. Gene Ontology annotation, biological process: regulation of mitotic cell cycle; protein phosphorylation. NCBI's taxonomy places the organism in Eukaryota, Metazoa, Chordata, Mammalia, Carnivora, Hyaenidae. Gene Ontology annotation, cellular component: nucleus. The coding region runs from base 200 to 2551 and encodes 783 amino acids. Gene Ontology annotation, molecular function: cyclin-dependent protein serine/threonine kinase activity; ATP binding. The record is from RefSeq and is a predicted model, not a curated record. The transcript has 20 exons.
GCGCGGAGCUGGGAGUUGAGGCGGCGUCGGGCGAGGACGCCCGAAGCCAGCUCCUGCGGCCCGAACCCCGACUCGUAGCGGCCGAGCCCGAGGGGCUUCUGGGGUCCGGUGCCCCGGCCGCGUCGUACGCUGUGACGGGGACCGCGGCCAGUCUGCCCGGUAGACCCUCCUGAACGCGACCCCCGUCGUUUUGACUCAAAUGGGUGAUGAAAAGGACUCUUGGAAAGUGAAAACUUUAGAUGAAAUUCUUCAGGAAAAGAAACGACGGAAGGAACAGGAGGAGAAAGCAGAGAUAAAACGCUUAAAAAAUUCUGAUGACCGGGAUUCCAAGCGGGAUUCCCUUGAGGAGGGGGAGCUGAGGGACCACCGCAUGGAGAUAACAAUCAGGAACUCGCCGUACAGAAGAGAGGACUCCAUGGAAGACAGAGGAGAGGAAGAUGACUCUUUGGCUAUCAAACCACCCCAGCAAAUGUCUCGGAAAGAAAAGGCUCACCACAGGAAGGAUGAAAAGAGGAAAGAGAAACGUAGGCAUCGUAGCCAUUCAGCAGAAGGGGGGAAGCACGCUAGGGCGAAGGAGAAGGAGAGAGAGCACGAGCGCCGGAAGCGACACCGGGAGGAGCAGGACAAGGCCCGGCGCGAGUGGGAGCGGCAGAAGCGGCGGGAGCUGGCGCGGGAGCACUCCCGGCGGGAGAGGGACCGCCUCGAGCAGCUGGAGAGGAAGCGGGAACGAGAACGCAAGUUGCGUGAGCAGCAGAAGGAACAGCGGGAACAGAAGGAGCGGGAGCGGCGCGCUGAGGAGCGGCGCAAGGAGCGCGAGGCCCGAAGGGAAGUGUCUGCACAUCACCGGACCAUGAGGGAAGACUAUGGCGACAAAGUGAAAGCAAGCCACUGGAGUCGCAGCCCGCUGCGGCCUCCGCGAGAGCGGUUUGAGCUGACAGAUGGCCGGAAGCCAGCGAAAGAAGAGAAAGUGGAAGAGAGAGACCUGCUGUCCGACCUGCAAGACGUCAGUGACAGCGAACGCAAGACCAGCUCGGCCGAGUCCUCGUCAGCGGAAUCAGGGUCGGGUUCGGAGGAGGAGGAAGAGGAGGAGGAGGAAGAGGAGGAGGAGGAGGAGGAGGGCAGCAGCAGCGAGGAGUCGGAGGAGGAGGAGGAGGAGGAGGAGGAGGAGGAGACCGGCAGCAACUCGGAGGACGCGUCUGGACAGUCGGCCGAGGAAGUGAGCGAAGACGAGAUGAGUGAGGAUGGGGAGCGAGAGAACGAGAACCACGUCCUCGUUGUUCCAGAGUCCCGAUUUGACCGAGACUCCGGGGACAGUGAGGACGGGGAGGAAGAAGCCGGCGAGGGCACUCCACAGAGCAGCGCCCUGACGGAAGGGGACUUUGUGCCCGACUCUCCCGCCUUGUCACCCAUUGAACUCAAACAGGAGCUGCCCAAGUACCUCCCUGCCUUGCAGGGCUGUCGGAGUGUGGAGGAGUUCCAGUGUCUGAACAGGAUCGAAGAAGGCACGUACGGGGUGGUGUACCGAGCAAAGGACAAGAAAACAGAUGAAAUUGUGGCUCUGAAGCGGCUCAAGAUGGAGAAGGAGAAGGAGGGCUUUCCAAUCACGUCCCUGAGGGAGAUCAACACCAUCCUCAAGGCACAGCACCCCAACAUUGUCACCGUCAGGGAGAUCGUCGUGGGGAGCAACAUGGACAAGAUCUACAUCGUGAUGAACUACGUGGAGCACGAUCUCAAGAGCCUGAUGGAGACCAUGAAGCAGCCCUUCUUGCCAGGGGAGGUGAAGACACUGAUGAUCCAGUUGCUGCGCGGCGUCAAGCAUCUGCACGACAACUGGAUCUUGCACCGAGACCUUAAGACGUCCAACCUGCUGCUGAGCCACGCCGGCAUCCUCAAGGUGGGGGACUUCGGGCUGGCGAGGGAGUACGGGUCUCCUCUGAAGGCCUACACCCCGGUCGUCGUGACCCUGUGGUACCGCGCCCCAGAGUUGCUGCUCGGCGCCAAGGAGUACUCCACGGCUGUGGACAUGUGGUCGGUGGGCUGCAUCUUCGGGGAGCUGCUGACCCAGAAGCCGCUGUUCCCGGGGAAGUCGGAGAUUGACCAGAUCAACAAAGUGUUCAAGGACCUGGGGACCCCCAGUGAGAAAAUCUGGCCUGGCUACAAUGACCUCCCUGCGGUCAAGAAGAUGACCUUCACCGAGUACCCCUAUAACAAUCUCCGUAAACGCUUCGGGGCCCUGCUCUCAGACCAGGGCUUUGACCUCAUGAACAAGUUCCUGACCUACUUCCCUGGGCGGAGGGUCAGCGCGGAGGACGGUCUCAAGCACGAGUAUUUCCGAGAGACCCCUCUCCCCAUUGACCCCUCGAUGUUCCCCACGUGGCCCGCCAAGAGUGAGCAGCAGCGGGUGAAGCGCGGCACGAGCCCACGGCCCCCCGAAGGCGGCCUGGGCUACAGCCAGCUGGGCGACGAUGACCUGAAGGAGACGGGCUUCCAUCUCACCACCACAAACCAGGGGGCCUCGGCCGCGGGGCCCGGCUUCAGCCUCAAGUUCUGAAGUUCGGCGCGGGGCGCACGUCAGCCCUGCGGGUACCGACCAGCAAGGCUCAGUCGGGCCCAGGGCAGGUGCCAGAGGCAGCUUGUGGGUCCAGACCGAGGCCCGGCCCUGACUGGACGCAGCUGCAGGAGGCCAGUGUGGCUGCACAUCUUGACCUCACGUCUCAGACUGCCUGUCUUGUUUGCUUUUCCAACAUUUCAUUUUUAUCUUGGCUUGUAAAUUUGUAGAAUUAAAUCACAUUUUCCUUGUUGUGGGAGGAAA